AACAUAAAAUAAACGAAAUAAAACCAUGAAGCGUGGUGAUGCCAGACUGCCAGUUGUGGUUUGGUUCUCGUAAUUAGGGCUCAAUUUCAGAAUUCAGUUCCAAUUGUAAGAAAACGAAACUCGAAUCUCGAUCAAAUUUCAUCAUCAAUAUGACUUGCUGAAACCUCCAUUUCUUGUUUCCUCUCGCCACAAUCACACUUCGAUGGCGGAAUCGUCCUACACUACCCUUCCUACUAGUCACUUGCCUGGUUCAGUUCCGGCUGUCAUCACAGAAGAAAAGGCUCCAGCUAUACACAAGGACCCUGAAGCAAAUCUUCAAAUAUUUCCUCCUAACAGUGGUGGCGGUGGCCAGGGAUACCAGACUCUUACAAAUCGAAGUGAUGGAGAUGGACCACAAUCUGCCAGCAACUGGAAUGGAGCAUUCAGCAUCUCAUCUUACACGCAAUAUUUUAAUGUUGAUACAGACGAUGUUGUGAACAGAUUAACAAGUUCUCUGUAUCCCACUGGUGACUUUUUCAGGAAAAUUGAAGCUAACCCAGAUCUAUAUGGGCUCAUUUGGAUCUCCACCACGUUGGUAUUUGUGAUAGCUGCACUCGGUAACUGUGCCACGUAUCUGAUGAGUAGAAAAGGCGACGCUAAUGUUUCUUGGAGCUUUGAUGUCAGCUACUUCCAUGUUUCAGCCAUUGCAGUGUAUGGUUAUGUCUUCAUUGUUCCACUGGGAUUUUACUUGUUGCUUCAGUAUUUCGGUUCAAAGGUUGGCCUUGUCCACUUUUGGUGCAUGUGGGGAUACUCUCUCUUCAUUUUCAUUCUCAGCUCUGUUUUGUUGGUUAUCCCAGUGGAUUUUCUGCGAUGGACCAUCACACUCAUCACGGGUGUUGCAUCAGCUGCCUUUGUUGGUUUGAACCUUCGGUCUCACGUAGAGUUGAAUGAUCUGACCAUCGUGUUGGUUGCUGCAUGUGUGUUGCAAUUUGCUCUGGCCAUCUUUAUCAAAUCAUGGUUCUUCCAUUGAUUAAGCACUAUAAAUGUUGUUUCAUAAAUUGGAAGUGAAUUUUGAAAAGGGUAUUGAUUGUAGAGAUUGUGAUAGGACUAGGCAUCUUAAUAUUAGAUCAAUGGUGCGACGAGUGUUAACAACAACAUAUAGCUUUGGUUUGUGUAGAAAGGGAAGAAGAAGAACAAGUUUCUUGUGUUUUGUUUUGAGGGGAAUGUUGUUUUGGUUGAACCCUUGGAUUUGCUUGUAAAAUAGACUGCUUUUGGACA
Cynara cardunculus var. scolymus (artichoke) is the source of this 1257-nucleotide messenger RNA. Its product is annotated as protein YIPF1 homolog. Gene Ontology annotation, biological process: vesicle-mediated transport. The record is from RefSeq and is a predicted model, not a curated record. Lineage: Eukaryota; Viridiplantae; Streptophyta; Magnoliopsida; Asterales; Asteraceae. The coding region runs from base 203 to 1009 and encodes 268 amino acids. Gene Ontology annotation, molecular function: small GTPase binding. The transcript is spliced from 6 exons. Gene Ontology annotation, cellular component: Golgi apparatus; membrane.